Thyridium curvatum is the source of this 3957-nucleotide messenger RNA. RefSeq lists its product as uncharacterized. Gene Ontology annotation, biological process: metal ion transport; transmembrane transport. Gene Ontology annotation, molecular function: metal ion transmembrane transporter activity. NCBI's taxonomy places the organism in Eukaryota, Fungi, Ascomycota, Sordariomycetes, Thyridiales, Thyridiaceae. The record is from RefSeq and is a predicted model, not a curated record. The transcript has 8 exons. Gene Ontology annotation, cellular component: membrane. The coding region runs from base 1 to 3957 and encodes 1318 amino acids.
AUGGUUUCGAACGAGCAGCCAGCCCCAGAGGCGAGGGAGCAGCAGCCAGCACCGUCGGUCCCCACGAUCGCAUUGAACCCAAGCUCUCCAGUUUCCUCUGCAAAUCACGAAAAUGCAGGAGCCAUUCCUCUGACUCCUAUCAAGAAGUCUCAGCUACGUCCUCCCUCAACCUCCCGGCCAUCCACUGCAGCAUCAAUUGCAGCCGACACAACCUCACAGCCGGCAAAGGCUGGCUUUGCUCACCGGGAAGGAAUCGUCGGCGGCGGGUCAAAUACCGGGACCACCGUCGAUGUUGUCGCGAUACCUUACCCAGGGGCAGAUUAUCUGAGCACUUGGACGCGAGACUACAACCUGCGACCAAGCUUUGAUAAUAGUCCGCCUACCGAGCUGAGUGGCAUUUCGAGAGGCAUUGCCGAAGCAAGCCUUGUACAUCCAGCCAUGAACACCAUCCCGAGCAAGCUCCCGUUGUCGUGGAUCCUCCAAGGUAUCAAGAAGCGGGCGAAGAUCGCGCGUAUUCUGCUCUAUCAGCAUGCAGCACUCCAAGACAAUACGCAACUCAGUGACCUCGCAGAUGACCUGCUUCGAUGCCUACAUGCCGAGAGAGCAAACCUGACAAAAUCCCGCCCUCUCUUCUUCAUUUGUCACGGUGUAGGUGGACUUGUUGUAAAAUUUGCCAUGGCCAAGGCGAGUCGAAACCAGCAGUACGCCUCAAUACUUAAUGAUUGUUAUGGGAUCAGCUUCUUUGCAACUCCUCAUCUCGGUUCGAGCUACUUGUGGAUGCGACACUUUGCUCCGAGCAUCCAAAAAACGCUUGGCCUCUCCGAUCCCUUUCCACCUUCGCUUUCGAACCAACUUGAUGUGAACUAUCCUCUUCUAUUAUUGAUCAACGACGAAUUCAAGCUCUUGUCAAGCGAAAUGCGGAUAUGGACUUUCUACGAGACGCAGGACACACAGCUGUCCGGUGCUAGGAUGCCUGGUGCGCCAACCAAGGUUCACUUCAAUGCCCCGAUUACCUCCAUCAAGUCCGCUAUUCUCAAUGUACGCCAAGAGCACAUAUACCCACUUCUCAGCACUCAUGCGAAUUGUGCAUCUUUCGGUAGCCACAACGUCCAGACGAUGAAGCUGUAUCUCAAGGACCUCGGCCUGGCUAUCGGCAUGGCUCAUCAACAAUGCUCCAUCGCGCACUGUCCUCUGGAAUUGGAGCAGAAAGUAAACAUUGAGGUCCACGGAUUCUACACUGACGAGUCCUCGUCCACGCUCGUGAGGCCAUGGUCGACCCUGUAUCCCCUGAACAAAUUUCUCGAACAAGGGCUGAGCUGGUGCCUGAGCCAGAGACUGGAGGAGGUCCACGCUGCGCCAACAAUGAACCAAUUUCUGGCUACUUCUACGCGUGGGACUUCCCUGACUACAACCCGAACCAAGUUCAACUCCUACGAGGAGAUCAGCCCGCCACCCAAGUCCAAAGGCCCUUUUCGGAAGAGGUCACCUGCGCGCAACCCUCGAAUGAACCCGAUAAGUAUUCUGAAACAUACCGAGGAGAAUCGCAGAAGUCUCGACAACCUGGCAUUGAUAUCGCCAACCUCUCUCCAGGAGGCUGCUACAUCUCCAGAUGUUAGCCACACGCACGUCGGCCAAGGCGGAAUUCCGAACACGGCACCCUUAUCUCCAGCAAGGGUGCCAUCGCCGGAUUUGUAUUCGCGAUCUGCAAGGCGUGCUUCCACAGCCUCUGCAUAUACGCCUCCAAUAAGCGAGGAAGCCGAGGAGAAUCAUUAUAUGGGUCCUCACUCGUCACAGAGGCCGAAUGACAAGCGGCCAACGGCCCACCGGCGAUUCAGCGAGCAUCCUUUUCAUUCCAGCGACAACAUCACGACGGGGCAUAUGGAGAGCGUCAGGGAAUCAGCGAGGCCUCAAGAUUCGCAAGGCUACUUCUCUCUCCCCGAUCCCAAGCAGCAGAGAUUUGUAUGGGUGCAUCUGCAGUACACCAACCCGGCAUGGGUCAAGAAAGUCUUUGGCCGUCUAUCCGUUGACCUCAAAAGCAACUUUGAAGAUGCUUUCAACCACGAGCACUGGUCGUCUCGCCAUGCAAGAGGCCGGCACUCGCAGCACCACGCAUGUUUUGUGAAGCCUGCGUUUGGUCACAUCCCGAGCCGAGAUGGCCAAGCAAACGCCCAAUCUCCGAAUCAUGCCCAACCACGCCCGUCACCCAACUUGGACUGUGUGUAUCUCUUCAUACCCUACCUGCAUUUCGACUCGUACAAGUGCCUAGUGCGCCGCCGAGAGAUGAUCAAAGCCCGCCUCAAGCACCAACGCACGCGGCCAGUCCCGUCCUCCGUGUCUCGCGAGCCAUCCGCCGAGCUGCGCGUGAUCUGGGAGUAUCUCGGCCACGACCUCCCGAUCAACUGCCGCAGAACCCUCGACCAGUACGGCUAUCCCUCUCUCCACGACACCAGAGCUCGGGACGACGACCAGAUGUUGUACAAGAUGACAAAGGAGCGGUUCAACGAAGAGGGCAUAUUGGAAUCCGAUCAGUACGAGGCCAGGCCCGCUUAUCGCGUCAACACUGGACAAAGCGUGGCGGACCAAGUCCCGGAGGAUGACGAUGACGACGGGGAUGACACAGCCCCUGAAAGCGACGCUGAGGAUGCUGAAUGGAAACCAUUGCAACAUGAGGAUGUUUUGGACGGCAAUGUUUUGAUGGUGGAUCAGCUCUGGAUGUGGGUUAUCGACAGUAAAACGGUCGUCACAUUCUUCCCAAAAAGGGAGUCCAAUCCAGCUGAGGGUCCUAUGUUUCAGCAGGCAGACCUUCGUGAUAGCAUUUUCAACGAAGUCAAUGCGGAUCUCACGCGCAACUGCGAAAACGGGUUGGACCUCGCUGCCCUGUGCGCCCUCCACGCGGUGACGGUGUUGAUGGAGAAGUCCUCACAUCCGGAUUUGGAGAUAUUCCGCAUCUUUGAAGAGGCCGUGAGCAUAUUGACAGAGAGAUUGACCACUUCUCUCAAACGCUUCAGAACACAGGGCUUCCGGGACAAGGCAGUAGACUAUGAGGAUCUGGAAAAUAAGACCAGCUCAAUACGAGCUCGGCACAAGAAAGAGGGCGACCUGGCAGAGAAGGCCAACAGGGACAACACAUCGGCCAUGCUCGAGCUCCGCGACAUCGAAGACGAACUCACCAUCCUCAUGACGCUGUUCAAGGAACAGAAGCAGUUCAUCGGAGAGAUGCGGAGGUACUACGAGACCGUCGCCAACAAGGACGACGUGAAGAACGGCCUCAAGUACCUCGACGAGGCGCUGCACCGGCUGGACGACUACAACACGCAGGCCGAGACGAUGAAGAGGCGCGUCCACGACACGCGCGAGGACUUUGAGAAGCUGCUGCAGAUGGUCCAGCGGCAGGCGCAGGUCGACGAGGUGCGCCUCUCGCGCCUGCAGGCGGACCUCACGAGCGCGCAGAGCCGCUCCGUCAUGAUCUUCACGACCUUCACCGUCAUCUUCCUGCCGCUGAGCUUCUUCACCAGCCUGUUCGGCAUGAACACGCGCGAGUGGGGCGGCGGCGACAACAUGUCCCUGCGGCUGAUCGGGUGGAUCUCGCUGCCGGCGUCGGUCUUCCUCAUCGCCUCGGCGCUCGUCGUCGCGUGGAGCACGCGCGUCCGGCACCUGUUCAAGUUCCUGUCGAGCACGUCGAAGAAGGCGAAGGAGAGGACCGGCCGGGCCGUGCGGGGCGGCAGGGAGAGGGUGCUCGACGUGAUGAAGCUGGGGGACAAGGUGCAGAAGCAUAGGGAGUCGAAACGGGAGAAGAAGCAGAGGAAGAUGGAGAAGGAGCGGCUCAAGGGUACUUUCACUCAUGACUUCUGGGAUAGGCACCGCAUGGAGCGCGAGAUGGAGUACCGCAUACCGGCGGUGAACCGAAAGAGCAUCAGCCAGAGGCGUGCAAAGGCGCGGGCACAGAUGCGGGAGUGA